AUGACAUCAAUUUCUUGGUUGCAGGGAGCUCAUCAAGGCGUAUCGAGCAUGUACGACAAAAUCCGAGGAACGGGCGCUCGUCAAGAAGGAGGCUGCACAUAUUCGCGACCUAUUUCGCGAAGGCGACAAAACGUUCCGAAGACGAAAUAUAGCAAAGCUCUUAUUCUUCCACAUGAAUGGCUACCCUACUGA
Messenger RNA from Chondrus crispus (carragheen), 192 nucleotides. RefSeq lists its product as hypothetical. Lineage: Eukaryota; Rhodophyta; Florideophyceae; Gigartinales; Gigartinaceae. The coding region runs from base 1 to 192 and encodes 63 amino acids. The record is from RefSeq and is a predicted model, not a curated record. The transcript has a single exon.